UUCUCUUUGUGGGUGCACAGUAGCCGCUCUCUGACGUCAUAUCACCGCGACACAGACGUUUGCAGUGCAUCAGCGGCCUGUGAUUUCACUCGAUCGCUGUAAUUUUUUCUCGUCGGUGGAGGAUUUUUCUCUGCUGUUCAUCAUGAAACUAGUCAGGUUUUUGAUGAAGCUCAGUCAUGAGACUGUUACCAUUGAACUGAAGAAUGGCACCCAGGUCCACGGCACCAUCACAGGUGUUGAUGUAAGCAUGAACACUCACUUAAAGGCAGUGAAAAUGACGCUGAAGAACAGGGAGCCUACUCAGCUGGAGUCUCUGAGUAUCCGCGGCAACAACAUCCGCUACUUCAUCCUGCCAGACAGUCUUCCACUGGACACUUUGCUGGUCGACAUUGAACCAAAGAUCAAGUCCAAGAAGAGAGAAGCAGUUGCUGGUCGGGGCCGAGGCAGAGGACGGGGGCGUGGCAGAGGAAGAGGACGAGGGCGAGGUGGACCACGGAGAUGAUUUCAGAGCGGCGUUUCACCGUGAACCCCAACUGUUUGUACAGCUUUUAAUUGUACUGUGCGGAGGACGCAAAGUGAAUUUAAGUGUGCGUUUAGGGUUGUUUUUCUUUUUAUAUCUUGGGUAACCAUGACAGUGUUUUGGACACUGUUAACAAUUUAUACGAUCUUGAAUAAAAUAUCUGAGCAGAAACAUCUGAUUAAACUGGGUAAAAAUG
Oryzias melastigma (Indian medaka) is the source of this 716-nucleotide messenger RNA. It is a transcript of the gene snrpd1, whose product is annotated as small nuclear ribonucleoprotein D1 polypeptide. The transcript has 4 exons. Gene Ontology annotation, cellular component: spliceosomal tri-snRNP complex; U4 snRNP; U5 snRNP. The record is from RefSeq and is a predicted model, not a curated record. Bases 143 to 502 code for a protein of 119 amino acids. Gene Ontology annotation, biological process: RNA processing; spliceosomal snRNP assembly. Gene Ontology annotation, molecular function: RNA binding. Lineage: Eukaryota; Metazoa; Chordata; Actinopteri; Beloniformes; Adrianichthyidae.